GGGCGCUGAGCGGAAGUGUCCGGAAAGAAACGACUGCUCCCGAAGCGCGAGCGAAGAUCGACGAGCGCGCUCGAAAAGGGUGGCGGAGGUCACCUCAGAUUGCCGAAGCCGCCUCCGGAAGCUCCCGAACACCUCCGAAGCUCUGGGGAGGGCAGGCAGCGGCGCCACACAAGAUGGCGGACGGGGAGGAGGUUACUCUGGACGGGAGGCCGCUCCAGGCGCUGAGGGUCGCCGACUUGAGGGCGGCUUUGGUGCAGCGAGGCCUGGCGAAGAGCGGGCAGAAGAGCACGUUGAUCAAGCGCCUUCGCGGGGCUCUGAUGCUCGAAAACCUCAAGCACUCGACACCCCACACCACCUUCCAACCCAACUCCCAGAUUGGCGAGGAGAUGAGCCAAAACAGCUUCAUCAAACAAUACUUGGAAAAACAGCAGGAGCUGCUCCGGCAGCGCCUGGAACGGGAGGCCCGGGAGGCUGCAGAUUCAGAGAGCAAGGGAUGCGCCGUGUCCCGGGAGAGAGGCGAGUCCGACGAAGAAGGAGCCCGAAGGCAAGAACAGCAUCCUUCCCGAGUCAGACAGGCCAGGGCCGUGAAGACCUCCGGAGGUGCCCACGGCCUGGGCAGCGAAGAGCGGGAAACGUCUCUUAGGAGUCGGAGGGCUGUGCAGCAAGUGCCCGUGAAAGACGAAGAGGAGGAGGAGGAGGAGGAAGAGGAGGAGGAGGAAGAAGAGGAGGAGGACGAGGAGGAGGAAGAGGAAGAGGAGGAGGAAGAAGAGGACUCUGCGCCUCUGCCGCAGAGGCAGGCGGAGCCGGAAAGGGCCGCUCUCCCAGAGCCGUGCUUGGGCCAGGCUUCAACCCCCGUGGCUCCAGAGGCCCAGCUGAAAGAGGCUCAGGCCCUAGAGGCCCAGGGCUGCGAAGCGGCCAUGCCGCUCCCCUCCCUCUCCAAGAGCCCGGCGGAGAGGCAGCUGGAACCCGCGGUGCCGGAAUGCAGGGGAGAAGAGGAGCACGACACGCUCGGCCAAGAGCACCAGGAGGGCCCCGGGCUGCCGGAAAAGGAAAAGGAGCCCGUCGAAGCCAUAGAACUGGAGGUUGCAGCCGAGCCACCAGAAGCCCCGGAGGGUAGACCGGCGGAAGAAGUAGUUCAGCAGGAGGAGCUAGGGGUGGCCGAGAUCCAGGAGACACCGGCGGAGGCGGCAGAGGCAGAUCGGGGGGAAGGGAGCGCUGGUCCCCCGCAGCCCCUCCCGGAGGUGGAGGAGUCCCUAAGGCAGGAGGACCAGGAGGAAGCCGCAGAGGCCCUGAGAACACUGGAGGAGGUGGCGGCCGCAGCGGCUGCCCUCGUCCAGGCGUCCCCGUCGCCCCCCCAGCUGACGGAGGCGCAGCACCCCCAGCAAGACCAAGCGGCAGAUGAGCCCCCUCCUCCCAUCUUGACCAUGGAAGCCCCAGCUGGAUCCAGCCCUGCAGAGGACGAAGCCCCUCCUCAGCUCUCUCGGCCAUCUCCCCCCUCUCAGGAACUCCCAGCCGCAACCAGCCCCGGCAUCCCAGAGGACCAGGCUGGCCGCUCACCCUCUCCCUUGCCGCUCCCGCAGCCCGACCGCAAGAGGCCCGGAGGCAACAGCUCCUCCCGCUCCUCGUCCUCCUCAGCAUCCAGCUCCUCCCGGUCCCGCUCUCGCUCCCAGGGCAGUUCACAGCCACAGUCCGGCGCCAGAAGACCCCGCUCGGGCUCCUCUGAGUCGCCUCCAAGGAAACGGCGGGCCCCGAGAUCUCGGUCCCGUUCCGGCUCUCGUACGAGCUCCUACUCCAAGUCUCGUUCUAGAUCCCGUUCUAGGUCUCGUUCCAGCAGUGAGAGCAGCAGGAAGUCCCGCAGCCCCGAAGUUUCGAGGGACAGCACCAGCUACCCUCCCACCAAAGAGUCCUCCCCGCCAGGGGAGAGCCCCCCAGCCCACCAGGACGUGUCGUCAAGUCCCAGGGAAGAGGGAAGGAGAACCCCUUCCCCGCCUCUGGAGCCCCAAAGACACCCCAGCCAUACACAGAAGCAGCAGCAUGAAGCGGAACCGGAGAGCACAGUGCCGGAGCGAGACCACUCAGAGUCCUUUCCCACGGAGGCUCCGGGCCUAGCCAGCAAGGCUUCUGUCUCAGAGCCACAGCAUCCUCCGGAGGGGCAGCACAGCAAAAACGAGGAGAAGCAAGAGGUGCCCAUGGAGCAGUCGGAGCCCCGUCCCGAGAGCGAGGUCCCCGAGCCCAGCUCCGACGACCAGCCUUCUGCCGAGCCCGGUGGCCCCGACGCAGUCCCUGACGAUGAGGAGAAGAAAGAGGGUUCAACCCAGCCUAAAGCCUUCAAGAGGAAGAUAUCUGUUGUCUCGUCGGCAGUGGCCAAGGGGACACCCGCGACAAACAGUGAUGCGGAAGGAAGCCAGACGGGAGGCCGGAAACGGCGCUGGGGGUCCAGCACGGCUGCCACGCAGAAGAAACCUUCCAUCAGCAUCACCACGGAGUCCCUCAAGAGCCUGAUCCCUGAGAUCAAGCCACCCCCGGGGGGCCAAGAAGUGGUGGUGGACCUUCACGCCGACGACUCGCGCAUCUCGGAAGACGAAGCCGAGCGGCACGCGGAGGAGCCGGCCCACGAGAAGGCCCUCAAGAUCUGCCGCACCGUGACUCAGGUUGUGCCGGCUGAGGGCCAAGAGAAUGGCCAAGGAGAAGAGGAGGAAGAGGAGGAGAAGGCCCGCGAGGAAGAGCCGCCGGAGGCCCCUCCUGUCGUCGCCGUGGAGACAGUGCUGCCACCCCCCGUAGAACACGAAGUGAAAAAAGUCACACUUAGCGACACGCUGACAAGGCGGUCUAUCAGCCAGCAGCGCAUGGGCGUCUCCAUCACCAUCGACGACCCCGUCCGCACGGCCCAGGUCCCCUCUCCCCCACGCGGUAAGAUCAGCAACAUCGUCCACAUCUGCAACUUGGUGAGACCCUUCACUCUGGGGCAGCUGAAGGAGUUGCUGGGCCGGACAGGCACCUUGGUAGAGGAUGCCUUCUGGAUCGACAAGAUCAAGUCCCACUGCUACGUCACGUAUUCAACGGUGGAGGAAGCUGUCGCGACACGCAAUGCCCUUCACGGAGUCAAGUGGCCGCAGUCGAACCCCAAGUUCUUAUCGGCUGACUUCGCUGAACAAGACGAGCUGGAUUUCCACCGGGGUCUGCUGGCUGAGCGUCCUGCGGAAGCCAAGGCAGACGAGCCGUUAGCGCUCCCAGGAGUCGGCCCUGCAGCCCGAGGGGAGCGGGAGAUGUCCCGGCGCUCGGAAGCGAGGGAGCGGGAGGCGGCCGUGAGAGAGCAAUGGGCCGAACGGGAGCGGGAGAUGGAGCGCCGGGAGCGGACAAGGGCGGAGAGGGAGUGGGACCGCGACAAGGUGCGAGAAGGGCCACGCUCUCGCUCACGUUCCCGAGAGAGACGCCGCAAGGAGCGGCCCAAGUCAAAGGAGAAGAAAGCAGAGAAGAAGGCAGAAAAGGCCCAGGAGGAGCCACCGGCCAAGCUGCUGGACGACCUUUUCCGCAAAACCAAGGCCGCUCCCUGCAUCUACUGGCUUCCCCUCACAGACUCCCAGAUCAACCAGAAGCAGGCGGAACGAGCAGCCCGAGCCCGGGAACGGGAACGCCGGCGCAAAGAGCUGGAAGCGGAGGAAGCCCGCCAGGAGGAGCGCAGCCGUCAAGCGGAGCGAGAGAAGCGGCGGGAACACAGCCGGGAACGGGAGCGCGAGCGACCCAACGCCUCGGGAGGAGGCGGGGCAGGCCGGGGAGGCGAGCGCAGCAGCGGCCGGGAUCGCGAGAGGCGCGAGGCCAAGACCCGCCGGAGCCGGAGUCGCAGUACACCUGUACAGGACAGGGGGGGGCGUCGCUGAGCUAUUCCAACAUCUUUACGUUGACCUUUUGAGGGGGAGGGGGGGUUGGCAUGGCUUCCCCCAAAUCUAGCCCCGGUUGGGGGGGGGGCGGGGACUGGGGCGGAUAGAUUUGGCCUUCCCCUUUCCAGCAGUGAUGGAAGAAGGGGGUGAGGGAGAAGAGGAGAGUGUGUUUGUGCGUGGAAGAGGCAGCUGUGGGGGGCUUUUCUUCCACCCCCCCCCCCAGGGAGCGUAUUUCAUCCCUUACCGCCCCCCCUCCGCCGUUCCUCUCUUCUCCCGGGGCCAGGCCCCUCCCCAUUAAUUUGUAUUUUAUUUUGGGAAAAUGUUUUUUUUUUUUUAUUCCGAUGAUACAGGAAAAGAGAGCAUAAUAAAGAGAUGGCGUUAGUUUUA
Molecule: messenger RNA, 4265 nt
Organism: Heteronotia binoei (common prickly gecko)
Lineage: Eukaryota; Metazoa; Chordata; Lepidosauria; Squamata; Gekkonidae
Gene: ACIN1
Product: apoptotic chromatin condensation inducer 1
Exons: 18
Coding region: 174-3878 (1234 amino acids)
Molecular function (GO): nucleic acid binding
Source: RefSeq, a predicted model, not a curated record